AUGGCCGCCGACACCAAUGCUCCAACCUGGCUUCAUAAGCUGGAAGAACAAGUAAAUGUCGACGUCGACGCCAUGGACCCGGACUUCAUCAAGGCCCUCCCCAUCAUCCCCCACGACAUGACAAGCAACCAGAUCCACGUGCACGGGCAGAUGAGCGAGCCUAAGAACAGACAGUUGCUGCUUGAUGUCGCCCACGAGUAUAAGGGGAAGAGUUGGGUGGAGAUCUAUACGCGUGCGGCCGUUCUCCUCUGCAAGAAGAAUAUCGACCUCAUCUCGGGCCGUGUCCUGCUACAGAUUUUGCCUUCAUACGCCUAUGAUUCUCAGAAAGUCCUCGAGCACGCACGGCUGUACGCGAAGGAGUUCGAAUCUGUGGGGAUAAGCAAGGAGCGCUUCUGUAUUAAGAUUCCCUCGACCGGCCCCGCGCUGAGCGUUUGCUCGACCCUUGAAGCUGAGGGGAUUCGGACACUGGGGACUGCCGUCUUCUCGCUUGCGCAGGCGAUUGCCGCGAGUCAGGCGGAGUGUCUGUAUAUUAGUCCCUACUUCAACGAGAUCCGAGCAAACUUCGACCUCUCCCUCUGGCCGAACGUCGAAGACCCCGCGACACAGCAUACGAUGUCCGCGCGGCUCAUCCAGAUGCUCGAGACGUAUCGGCAGCUGUAUAAAGAGACGGGGAAGACGCAGCCGCUGAUCAAAAACGCCAACUUCAUAAGCCCCAAAGAAGCCCUCGCACAGGGCGAAUUCGGCGUCGACUCCGCGACCGUAUCCGCCGAGGUCCUGAUGGAACUCGUCAACCUCCCCUACGACGCCUCAACGCGUCCAAGCGGACUCAUCGACGUCCCGAAACCGCAGUACCCCGCGCACCAGAAUACCGUCUCCUCGACGCCAGAACGUCUGGCGCAUCUUGCGGGCGCGGAUCUGCUGGCUGCUGUGGACUGGGAUGGGAGACUUGCUAGCACGACUGUUGAUUAUCUUGAGGAUAAUGGGGCGGAACUUGAGGCUGCUAGAAGGGCUGAUCCGAUUGCGGCUGGGCGGAUUAGGGAUGCGUUGGAGGUGUUUUUGAAGGUUGAGGGGGAGAGUAAAGAGUUGAUUCAGGGGGUUAUGAAGGAGGUUGCUUGUUAA
Aspergillus mulundensis is the source of this 1119-nucleotide messenger RNA. RefSeq lists its product as uncharacterized. NCBI's taxonomy places the organism in Eukaryota, Fungi, Ascomycota, Eurotiomycetes, Eurotiales, Aspergillaceae. Gene Ontology annotation, molecular function: transaldolase activity. Gene Ontology annotation, cellular component: intracellular anatomical structure. Gene Ontology annotation, biological process: pentose-phosphate shunt, non-oxidative branch; carbohydrate metabolic process. The transcript has 5 exons. The record is from RefSeq and is a predicted model, not a curated record. Bases 1 to 1119 code for a protein of 372 amino acids.